AUGGGGAGCAUCCGGAAGCGCCGUCGCUUUUUUCACGUCACUGUGGGGGUGAAGAAGAAAUACGUGGAGUCGGGGACCUCUGGGCUGUUAUUCACGUGCAGCGGCAAUGAGAAGCAGGCAGUGCGUGAAGCAUACAAUGUCAUUGAACAAACGAUGGAGCGGUGGCGCCCGGCUGCUGAGAGAGAUGACCAAAAGAGGGCCGAUCGGGAGCAGGGUGACGUGGCCGAUUCGAUCCAGCAUUUCUCUGAUCAAAGUUGGUUCUUCCCUUCUUUAUUUGGCUGCUUUCACGAGGCUUCUGCUGGCAGCCGGCAACGCGAGCGGUGCUGUCGGCUGCUGCAGCGUGUGUGGCCUGUGGAGAGCACCUGUCGGAUGGAUCUGCUCGAGCUGGAUCGGGAAAUUAGCCGAAUGAUCAGCCGUAAUUUUCACGGCGACGGGGCCGGCAAAUGGCCCACUUAUUCGUUCGAAUUCAAAGCGCGAAAUAAUGACAGCCUGAGAAGAAGCGAUGCUAUGGAUAUGGUGGCUCUUGCUAUGGAUCAGUUGGCGCCGGCAGUUCGCGUCUCGCUGGACAAUCCUGAAAUUACUGUGGUGGUGCAGGUUAUCCACAAAUCGGUCAUGUUGUCGUGCAUCCAACAGUUUUUCCAACGGAGGAAGCUCAGUUUGCACAGUAAGGACUAG
Molecule: messenger RNA, 675 nt
Organism: Gongylonema pulchrum
Lineage: Eukaryota; Metazoa; Nematoda; Chromadorea; Rhabditida; Gongylonematidae
Source: the annotation of a GenBank genome assembly